Venustampulla echinocandica is the source of this 3600-nucleotide messenger RNA. RefSeq lists its product as uncharacterized. The transcript has a single exon. Gene Ontology annotation, cellular component: nucleus. Gene Ontology annotation, molecular function: protein binding; DNA-binding transcription factor activity; sequence-specific DNA binding. NCBI's taxonomy places the organism in Eukaryota, Fungi, Ascomycota, Leotiomycetes, Helotiales, Pleuroascaceae. The record is from RefSeq and is a predicted model, not a curated record. The coding region runs from base 1 to 3600 and encodes 1199 amino acids. Gene Ontology annotation, biological process: regulation of ribosomal protein gene transcription by RNA polymerase II.
AUGACUUCACCGCAAACUUCCACGGCAACGGUCGCAGCUGCCGUAGCUGCGACCGGCAACGAUGGCAGCCCGACCCCCAACAUCGACCUCACCGCCGUCGAGAACCAUGCCGAGGGCGAGGACGAGACGAGGCAGAUGGGCCAAAUGACAAUUCGCGACACCGACCCCCCAGCGGGGAAUAGCGAGAGCGAAAGGGUGCAAGUGAAUGCAGAACACGACGAAGGUGAAGUUGGGCAUGCGCUCCCGCGUGAGACAGCCGACGCAAAUGUUGUCACUUCUAUCGAUGCCACCACAGAGGUCGAGCCCGCCAAUACGAUGGAAGCUGCGCAACCAGAGCUCCCGCCCCUCACCAUGGCUGAGCUGGAGCAAAUGAACCUGGCCUGGGCUGGACCAGACAGCGCGUUCAGUUACAACCUAAAUGGCAUGGGACUCCCGCAAGAUCCCGCGCAAGGCUUGCUUGCCCUCCAGAUGGCUAUGGGUGGUGCGAUGCCACAGCCUUACCUAGAUCCUUCCCCAUACAUGCACGAAAUGGACGAAACCCGCGUUCAAGCGUACGCGAAGCUUGAAUUUGCAGAUGGCGAAUUCUACAUGAACACCUACUCGGUGAUAUUGGGGCGCGAUGUAAGAGCUACCAAAGCUAUUCUACGCCGAGGCCGAGGAGAGGAGCGGCGAAGGCGAGCAGGAGGCUCUGCUGCUCCGGAGCCUAGGACGCCCAAGACGCCUGUACGAGCGGCGAACGGACAAGAGAGCCGGUAUACAAAAUCUAUUGUGAGCGAAAGCGGUGGCAUCCUACGGGAGGGCGAUGAUUCGGAUGAUGAUGAGCGCCAACGACGGAGAAGCCGUAAAGCCAGCAGGGCAAGCAGAAAAUCAAAGUCUACAGGAUCCUCUCAGCAGUUAUCAAGGAGGGGCAGUCUAGCCCAGCCAAAUGGAGUUAUUGCACAACAAACCGAAGCCCCCGCGCGAAGAACUGCGCCAGACAUGGCAGUACCAGUCGAUCCCGAGUCGCUUCGACCUUCACCACAUGACUGCCCUCUGGUAGCUAUCCACCCCGGCGCUACUACUCCCAUAAGCGGUUACAAAUCGAUAUCCCGAAAGCAUGUCAAGAUUGCGUACAAUAGCAAGAAAUAUUUGUUCGAGGCAAAGAUUGUAGGACGGAAUGGAGCGUUCAUUGAUGAGGAGUUUUAUCACUACAAUGACACUAUACCUCUGAAUAGUGGCAGCCGGCUGCAAAUAGGAGGUGUUGUCGUACGAUUUAUCCUACCAGAUGUUGCCGUUGGCGAGACAGGGGCUGAGCGGAGAGCGGAGUACGAGGAGGAUAGUAUGAUUGCUGAUCGCUACUCAGAAGGGGGGAAGGAAAUGAGUUUUGACUUUGAAGAUACACCUCGAGUUGGUGCAAUGGAGGACACCAGUGAAGAACCAUCCCCUGAAAAUGAAAGCGGCGAGGAAGAGGCUCCUGAAAGGGAGGAGGUUGAGGAAGAUCUGGAGGAUGAGGAAGAGGAUGAACAGAGUGAUCAGUCUAUCCGUCCCGAAGCUGAUGAGAGACAACACGAUACAGCCGCUGCAAAUCAAAUUGAUCUGCCUUCUAUGCCUCCGAAAAAGCGUGGCCCAGGCCGGCCUCCUAAAAACGGCAUUAUGUCCAAGCGUGAGCAACAAUUGAUAAAAAAGGAGGCGCUGGCGCGCGAGAGAGACAAGGACGGCGAAAAAGCCUUCAAAACACUCCCAGUGCAAGGCCCUGUUCCUGGCAAGAAUAAAGUUGGCCGACCACGUAAGCACCCCAGGCCAGAUACUCCUCCUGAGCCGCGGGAAAAGAGGAAAUAUACGAAAAGGAAACCGAAGGAGCCGAAAGACGGGGAAGUUAAGCAAGAGGGCUCUGGUGAGGACCAGCCAGCCAAGGAAAAGAAGGACAAGAAGCCUCCCAAACCGCCUCGAUCACCGUCCCCGCAAUUUAACGAAGCGGAGCUCAGUCCAGAACAGCUCGCAAAGCCACAAUCCAAUUAUGUUACCCUCAUCCAUGAGGCUCUGUCAAACUCACCUACUGGCCAGAUGUCGCUACCACAAAUAUAUCGUGCGAUCCAGCGCAAAUAUCCGUACUUCGUCCUCAAAUGCAGUACGAAUGGCUGGCAGAGUAGCGUGCGACAUAAUCUGUCCCAACACCAUGCUUUUAGAAAGGUCGAACGAGACGGUAAGGGUUGGAUGUGGGCCAUAGUUGAGGGUGUUUCUAUUGAAAAGGAAAAGAAGAAAAGAGCUUCGCCGCCUCCUCAAUCACAUCCAGGGCUUAUGCCUCAACAACCGAUGUAUCAAACAGGCCAUCCUCAUAUGAUGCCCGGCUAUCCAUAUGGCCCUGGCAUGAUGGGACCGCCUCCGGGGUACCCAAUGAAUGCUCAUAUGCCACCGAAUUUUCGGCCUGGCCAACCACCUCAGUAUAUGGGUCCUCCACAUCCAAUUAAUGGACAAGCAGUCCCCCCAGUGCCUCAUCCUUCGAAUAACCCCCAAGCUCCCCCUCCUUUCGCAGCAUCAAUAGCUCCUCAGUUGACCGGAUCUACUGGUCCAACAUACAGCUCACCUUACGCACCAAAGCCAGCUGCGUCGAAUCCACCACAGAACGAGCUACCACCCCCACCUCAGCAACCUCAACAACCACAACAACCACCACCACAACUGCAACAGCAACUGCAACAACAGCAGCAGCAACAGCAACAUCAGCAGCAGCAACAACAGCAGCAGCACCAACAGCUGCAACAACAGCAACAGCCUCCCCAGCCUCCGCCGCCUACACCGACCCCUCAGCAACAAACGAGUUCAAUGCAGCCAGCUCCUACAGCACCUCCGCCACCAGGAAGUACAAGAGAACUUAUUGAGCGAUCGGAAAACAUCAAAGAAGCCAUUGAGAAAUUCAAGACGACGCUCAUAAAAUCCCUGAAGGAGACUGGUUCAAGUAAUUCUGAAGCGAUUGUAAAUUCAGCAGUGAACCGGGUGCUAGGCUACUCCAACGAGAGCGCCGUUCCAGGCGAGCCCAAAGAGGACUUGAUUAUGAAUGCAUUAAGGUCGAUGUUGCAGAAUAUUCCUGCACUGAAUUUCAGAUCAGAUACACCAUCUGCGGCCGAGAAAACCCCAGAUCAUACUCACACAAAUGAUCAGAGCUCGCCUCAACCUUUGGCGAAUCAGAACGGGACACAAAACAAUGUAGGUCAACAGCCCUUUAAAACAACUGGCCCCGAAAAGCGAGGACCCAUUAUCACGCGACCAUCAUUCAGCCAAGCCCGUCCAAAUGGACCUUUCGUUCCUAGACCACCAAUGACGACUCCUGGGAUGAAGAGGGCAAACUCUGGAAGUCCCGCCAAUGCGGCAGCUCGGACGAGAGCACCGUCCUCGGCCUCACCUGCACCUCCACCUACGCCAAACUCGACGAAUGGAGCCAGCACACCGCAGCCUCCAGCGAGCGAGAAAGGGCAGCUUCCACCUAACGAAAUGAGGCACACUCCGACGAACGAAACACAACAGCUUGCUGGUCAAAAGCGGGAGAGAACGCCAGACGAUGCAGAAGAUAUGCCGGAGUUCAAAAAGAUCGCUACUUCUGGCCUACCGCAGUUAAAAACAUGA